Messenger RNA from Juglans microcarpa x Juglans regia, 2155 nucleotides. RefSeq names its product DNA (cytosine-5)-methyltransferase DRM2-like. Bases 338 to 2125 code for a protein of 595 amino acids. Lineage: Eukaryota; Viridiplantae; Streptophyta; Magnoliopsida; Fagales; Juglandaceae. The transcript has 10 exons. Gene Ontology annotation, molecular function: DNA (cytosine-5-)-methyltransferase activity. Gene Ontology annotation, cellular component: nucleus. The record is from RefSeq and is a predicted model, not a curated record.
UCGCACCCCAACCUUGAAUGGAGUUUCUCUCUCUAGACUAGAAAUUCUCUAGAAUAUCUCCGAUAUCUCUGCAUGUAGCUUCAUCUACUUCCUCUCAGCAGUAUUAUGCUUUUUGUUACCAUUAUUUUGACAUACACUACGGUUGGAAGAGCUUCGUUUUCAAACUCACGAUCGAGGUUUUUUUAUUGGCCUCUGUUAGUGAGAUUGGUCUUUCAGGGAAGACAUUUGGUAUGUGAAUGUAGUUUCGAUGUUUUGUGCUCCUUGCUUCACGUUUGGUCGAGAACAUAGAGAGAGCGUGUAAACCUCAACCUUACGCAAAGGUGUAGAUUACAGAUAAAUGGAUAGGGAUGCUUCUGGUGUAGAGGAUGACAAUUUUGAGUGGAACACUGAAGAUGAGCUGGAAAUCAAUGACUUCUCUUUACCUUCUCAUUCAAGCUUGACACCCCCAAAUGGAGAAGCUGUGGUCGGCUCUGGGGAGGCAAGCUCAUCUGCUGGUCCUUCCAACUGCAAGUUGAUUGAUCAUUUCAUAGGGAUGGGAUUCUCUACAAAGAUGGUUGCCAAAGCAAUGCAGGAAAAUGGAGAAGAAAAUACAGAUUCAAUUCUAGAAACCCUCCUCACAUACUCGGCUCUUGAAUCGUCGCCUCAAAGACAGCAUCACAUUGACUCUGAUCAUUGCUCUUUCGAAUGUGAAGGGAGUUUUCUGGAUGAUUUCUCAGAUAUUGAUAGUUGUUCCAACAAUGAGAAAAUCAUGAAUACUGAAUUUGAUGAAGAGGAUAAAUUGUCGUCCCUAGUAAAUAUGGGGUACACAGUGGAUGAGGCUUCACUUGCAAUAGAUAGAUGUGGUCUCGACUCCUCCCUUGUGGAGUUGACAGAUUUUAUCUGUGCUGCUCAAAUGGCUAAGGUGGCAGAUGCUCAUCUGUCAGAACUCCCCCUCGAAGUCAAGCCGAAACUUAAGCAUUCAUGCAAUGAAUAUGCUAAGCACAAAAAAAGGAAACUUUCUGAUUAUGAGAUGUGGACAAAGAAAAAGCAAAACGUGUUUGAGAAGAGGCUCCUUCAUGAUGAUGAUGAGACCAUUCGUCUCCCACAUCCAAUGAUUGGAUUUGGCGUACCUACUGAACCAUGCUCAACAAUUCAUAGAACACUUCCAGAGGCAGCCAUUGGCCCUCCCUUUUUCUAUUAUGAGAAUGUUGCUCUUGCUCCUAAAGGGGUUUGGACCACCAUUUCACGGUUCCUAUAUGAUGUGGAACCGGAGUUUGUUGAUUCAAAAUACUUCUGUGCUGCUGCCAGGAAAAGGGGCUACGUUCACAAUCUUCCAACCCAAGACAGAUUUCCUCUUCUUCCAUUUCCACCACAGACCAUUCAUGAAGCAUUACCCUUGACGAGGAAAUGGUGGCCUUCAUGGGAUAGGAGAACAAAGCUGAAUUGCUUACAAACUGUCAUUGGUAGUGCGAAACUGACAGAGAGGAUUCGCAAGGCACUUGAAGACUAUGAUGGUGAACCACCUCUGAGUGUUCAAAAGUACGUACUUGAUGAAUGUCGACAAUGGAAUCUGGUCUGGGUUGGGAGGAAUAAGGUUGCCCCACUUGAGGCUGAUGAGGUAGAAAUGCUUUUGGGUUUCCCGAGGAAUCACACGAGGGGAGGUGGAAUAAGUCGAACCGAUAGGUAUAAAUCACUCGGUAACUCAUUCCAGAUUGAUACGGUAGCAUACCAUCUAUCUGUCUUGAAAGACAUGUUCCCGGGUGGCAUUAAUCUUCUCUCCCUUUUCUCUGGGAUUGGUGGUGCCGAAGUAGCCCUUCAUCGGCUUGGCAUCCCCCUUAAGAAUGUUGUGUCGGUUGAGAUAUCAGAGGUAAACAGAAACAUCCUCAGGUGCUGGUGGGAGGAAACAAACCAGGGAGGGAAUUUGAUUGACCUUGCAGACGUGCAGCAGCUAAAUGGUGAUCGGUUGGAGCAGCUAAUGAGCUCAAUUGGCGGGUUUGAUCUUGUGGUUGGCGGGAGCCCAUGUAAUAAUCUAACGGGUAGCAACAGGCUUCACCGAGAUGGACUUGAGGGUAAAGAAUCUGCCUUGUUCUUUGAUUAUUUCCGUAUUCUAGACUUGGUCAAAUGUAUCAUGACAAAAGCACAAUGAUUUCAUGAAAAUUAAAACAAAAUUAUAAUC